Molecule: messenger RNA, 1219 nt
Organism: Spodoptera frugiperda (fall armyworm)
Lineage: Eukaryota; Metazoa; Arthropoda; Insecta; Lepidoptera; Noctuidae
Product: parathymosin
Exons: 2
Coding region: 107-457 (116 amino acids)
Source: RefSeq, a predicted model, not a curated record
AGUCUAUUACGCACUUUGACAGUUCGAUCAAUAACACAAAUAUUUUAUUUUCUUGUUGUUAUUAUCCAGAUCUUUAAGCCGUAAAGACAAAAAUCAUAUAAUCAAAAUGACUAAAAAGCUACCACAAAUUCAACUAACUGUCAAUAAACAUGGCCAGUUAGUUCAGACAAUUGCUAAACCAAUUCAUGAUGGGAACUUGCCUAUUACGCUGGAAGAGUUUCAAGUUCAAGCAAAUGCCGCACUAACUCAGAUGAUAGAAGAUCUUGAUGAAUUGGGUCAAAUGUUGGGUAAUGGCAACAUGCAGAAUUUGGAAGCAGAGAACAGUGCAGAUGAAGUAGAUGAAGAAGAAGAUGAGAGUGAUGACAGCACGGAGGGUUAUGAUAGCGAGGAAGGUGAGGAGUCUGACAAUGAGGACUCAACGGAACAGAGUGGACCCAAAAAGAAGAAACAUUAUUAAAAUAAUUUAAUGUAGCUGAUCAAUAUUUUUUGAUGUAUUAAAAAUUAGUUGUGGUUGUAGGCACCGCUAUGAAUAUUACCACCAUUAUAAUAGCAUCAUUAUAACUAGAAAGAUAAUAUUGUCACAAUAUUUCUUUUCCACACAAAUAUUUCAAGCAUUUACUGUAUUUCACCUCUUUGUAGAUUUGUUAGGUUCUGCUACAAGCAUUCCAUUUCACAAUAUUUAUUCUUGUUAUGAGAAUCUCAGUGUCAGUUUAUUUUUUUGCUUACAACAUUUAUGGGUCCUUAGACUUAAGUAUUAUAGUAGCAUUUAAAAUGUGAAAAGGCUGGAUUUACCCAGUGAGAAGAUAUUUAUUGAGAAGGUCUACUUUUAAAAAGGUCUCUUAGGCUACAUGAUAUUCAGGGCUAUUUAUUGUAAAUAGGAAAGGCAUUGGAUUUCUAUUGAUCCUUUCUUGCUCUCUUGUAAUAUUUUAAGGAAAUAUAGGAAAUAAAGGACCUGAAUAUUUUAUUACAUAAUAGACCUUUUGGAAGUAUAAAUUGAUUGUAUAUUUUAUAUUUUGGCUAUUUUACCUUUCAUUGUUAGGAAAAUGUAGUUUAAGUAUAAAGUAUAUAUUUUAUCAUGUCACAUAGAUUAGUAACCCUACUGAAAAAAGCUAUUAAAACUUUAUUGUCACCUGUUUACUGUUCUCAUGCCUAUAAGGUUUAUUUUGUAGAAAUGUUUAAAAGGUAUGUAUACCAAUGUGAUUAAACUAUAUUUAUUGAA